Messenger RNA from Linum trigynum, 2645 nucleotides. NCBI's taxonomy places the organism in Eukaryota, Viridiplantae, Streptophyta, Magnoliopsida, Malpighiales, Linaceae. The record is from the annotation of a GenBank genome assembly.
CGGUCUUCUUCCUUAGCUUUACCUCGGCCUCUCGUGGCCUGGCCGUGGGGUUGGCUGGCUCCUCCAUCUCUUCUCUCCUCCCUAACACAGCCACAGUAACUCCUUCCUUUCCUUUCCUUUCCUUUCCAUCCUAAAGUUUCAAACUUUCCGUUAUUAAAUACCAUAAGUCCAUAACCUCUGCAUCUCCACAGAGUCAGUCCCCUGUUUUUUUUUUUUUUUGUCCCCUUCCCUUCAGAUUUCACUCUUCCCCCUCUCCUUACAAAAUCCUUUCUUUAUUAUGUUCAGUGUUCCCCUUUCGUCUUUUCAAAAACCCAUUGCCGCUUUUCCCCCUUCUCUCAGGUCAGCUGUUACAAAAGCUAUUCUAACCAUCCUCUGCUUCGUUCUUUCCAACCCCCCAAAACGGCUUCCCUUUUUCCUCUCCCGCUUUCAUGGUGGUUCCUUUUUUGACCCUUUUCCCCUCUCCGUGUAAGUAACCCACUUUCUUUCUGGGUUCUCUGCCUUCAUUCUCUCUUUCUCUCUGCUUCUCCUUUCCCUCUGGCUCUCCCCCUGUUCUUACAAAGGGGCAAGAACUAGGAGAGACAAAAUAAGAUGGGUAAAGCUGCUAGGUGGAUCAAGAGCUUGUUUGGGAUAAAACCAACCGCCAGUGAGGGGAAAGAGAAGCGGACAUGGAUGUGCGGCGGAUUCGGGCAUUCGGGUAGGGAUUCCGGCGAGUCGUUGUGUCGAAACCCGGCAACCACCCCGCCUAACAUUUCUCCGGCGGAAGCUGCUUGGUUGAAGUCUUAUUACUCCCAGACGGAGAAGGAGCAGAGCAAGCACGCCAUUGCGGUUGCUGCCGCCACCGCUGCGGCAGCGGAUGCUGCGGUGGCUGCUGCUCAGGCGGCCGUGGCAGUCGUCAGGCUCACUAGCCACGGAAGGGGAACGAUGUUCGGCGGUGGCAGCCACGAACGAUGGGCUGCUGUCAGGAUUCAAACCGUUUUCAGAGGUUAUUUGGCGAGGAAGGCUUUGAGAGCUUUGAAAGGAUUGGUGAAAUUACAGGCCCAUGUGAGAGGUUUUUUAGUGAGGAAACAAGCGGCGGCGACUCUUCACAGUAUGCAAGCGUUGAUCAGGGCUCAAGCCGCUGUUAGGUCUCAGAGAGUAGCUGCUCGGAAUCGAUUAGAAAUUCGAGCUCGGAAAUCAAUGGAGAGAUUUGACGAGAUGAGAAUUGAUCAUACGGCGUCAACCCACCAUAGUCGGAGGCUCUCUGCUCCGCUAGACAGCGGAGUGAUAUUUGACGGCGCCAGCAAUCUGGCUGUCGCCGACGAUACGCCGAAGAUCGUGGAGAUGGAUACAGGGAGCAGGCCCAGGUCCAGAUCUCGACGAGGUACAACUACAAACACGGGUUCCUCUGUUUCCGAUUUCGGUGAAGACCCUCCGCCGCCGAUGAUUGUGCACUACCCUCCCCGGCUGUCGAUCCCCGAUCACCGGUACUUCCACAACGACUACCCUUCUUCCGACUGGGGAUUCACCGGCGACGAGUGCAGAUUCUCCACGGCGCACAGCACUCCUCGGUUUCUGACGCCGGGGCAAGGCGGCGUUGGAGGGUGCUGCGGCGGAGACGGGGGAGUCAACGCGCCUGCGCCGUUGACCCCGGCGAAGAGCAUCUGCGGCGGGGAGAAUUUCUUCCGGUCGCCGUACGGUGGGUACUACCCAAACUACAUGGCGAACACGCAGUCAUUCAGGGCGAAAUUGAGGUCCUACAGCGCACCGAAACAGAGGCCGGAGCCGCCGGCGGGGCCGGGGACGGGGAAGAAGAGGGUUUCUUUGAACGAGUUGCUAGAAUCGAGGAGCAGUUUGAGCGGGGCGAGGAUGCAGAGGUCGUGUUCGCAAGCGCAGGACGCCAUUAAUUUCAAGAAUGCGGUGAUGGGGAAGCUUGAUCGGUCGUCGGAUUUCUUCGGUAGGGAAAAGGAGGUUUUACAGUUACAGAGGAGAUGGUAGAAAUUUGCAGAGGCACCCAAUUAAGGAGAUUUUAUUACAUAAUUGUUAAUUAGGCUUUUAAUCAUUAGAGAGGUGAUGGUAGAUUGAUUAACAAAGGAGAAAACUGUAACGGUCACCAGAUUAGUGAUUGAAUAUAGUCCUACAUAAAUAUCACCAUUAAUGUUGGAGCUGUAUCCUACAAAUCACAAAAGAAAUGCGUCGUGAGGGAGCGGUUUUUGCUAGGACAACCAACAAAUUGCCUAGGAAAGCGGCUGUCUUUAGAACCGUCAGAUCACGGAGCGAUCCAAGGGCGGCAGCGUGCCAUGUUAACGAUCUGCAUCAGGGAUCAAGAACCGUUGGUGGAGGGGGUGGUUUCUCGUCUUGGAAAACGCAAAUCGUGGUUGGCAGGAGGGUGCGGUUUUUGCUAGGACAGCCAACAAACCGCCGAGGGAAGCAGUUGUCUUUAGAACCGUCGGAUCACUGAGCAAUCCAAGUACGGACCGCGCGCCAUGUCAACGAUCUGCGUCAGGGAUCAAGAGCCGCAGGUGGAGGGGGUGGUUUCUCGUCUUGGAAAACGCAAACCGUGGCUGGAGGGAGCGAGUUUUGUGAAAUGUCAUCUGCAUUAAAAUCGUAACUCAGUUAAUACUUAAUACCAUAAAAAUCACAAAUCACAAUAAAAAGUAAUACAAAAC